UCGAACAAGGCACCCUUGGCAAGUACAUCGGUGCGCGAUCACGUCGGCGAACACCGCACACUGCGUGUGCGCGGUGAUCGGUGACGAUCGACCGAUCGCCGAGUGCGCGCCUCUUUCUCGCUACGUUCAAGUUGCUCGAAAAAAUUCACGAUCGGAUGCAAUUUUUCGUGUCUCCUUUUCCAUUUUCUCAUUUCAAUCAGCGUGACAAUUAUCAACGCUAUUCGGCGACGUUGAGGCGCGUCCUCGCGAGCCGGGUGCUGGCCCGGAGAAUCAUUCCGGGAAUCUUCCGAUUGAUCCUCGGUCGAUUCGCCGGCUCGCGUCGCAGUGAAGUUGUCAGCGAUUCUUCGAAUUCGGCAGUUUGGUAACGAACGUUACCUCGCGCGCGCGCGCGCGCGCGUGUGUGAAGGAAUAUCGAGAAAACGAGUACGCAAGGGAAAAGGUGAGUCGCGAAGCCGACUUUGAACGUUCGGCUCGAUUCGCGUUUGACGUGUCAUACGGUGAUGCCGCGACGAUGCUCGGGCCGUCAUCGUCGUCGUUCGCAACGACGGUCGCUAUCCCACGGUAUCGCAUGGCGCUACGGUGGCCCAUGGUGAAUUCGCGGCGCGACGAUUACGGUGGUGCGGCGGCAAGUGCAAGUGCAGGUGCGUCGUCGGUUCUUCGUCCUCCCGAUUCCCGGCGGGACACGUGAUCGUGUCCUCGAUUCUCGGUAAUCGUACUCGAAUCGAGUUACUCGAGAGCUUGAUGCUCGGUGCUUUCUCCUUCCUGGAAUCGGUGACACGAGAGCGCGAGCCGUUCCCAUCCACCCAUUGCGCGCAACAUCAACGCAGGAUCGCGCAUAUCGCGGGUACAUCGCGGAACCGCAGCGGGGGCCCGCAUCCUUCGCCGGUGAUCUCGUUGGACCACGCGACGCUCCCAUUGGCGUCGCGCUGCGGCAUAAGGAAAGCAACAGAAUGCUGUCCCCGGGACAAGACGCGCCGCCCAAUAAUUACUCGUCCGGAAAUGUUGUCCUCCAAGGUGCACCGUGCGGUCAGUGCCGAGAGUUGUGCCCCGCCGGAUACGUGCCACACUUUUGGCGGAAGGUGUGCAGGAGCUGCAGGUGCCCGCGAGAGGAGCACCAGCGGGCUUCUACGGAGGCAGGCGGUCCCUCGGGACUCGGCCUGGGUCCGGGCCCGCCGAUGGCGAUGGCCAUGGCGUUUCCGAGCGGCGCCGGCGGCGCGGCACACCAGGAGCCGUUCAAGAGCCCGGUGCAAGCCGCGCCGGCCGGCCUGGCGUUGCAGGAGGCUCUGAUGCAGCAUCACCAGAGACACUCGCAGAGCGACGACGAUAGCGGCUGUGCGCUCGAAGAGUACACGUGGGUGCCGCCUGGGCUGAGGCCCGAUCAGGUGCAUCUGUACUUCAGCGCGCUGCCGGAGGAGAAAAUCCCGUACGCGGGUAGCGCCGGCGAACGCGAGCGGGUGAAGCAGUUGCUGCAGCAGCUACCGCCCCACGACAACGAGGCGCGUUACUGCAGCGGCCUGACCGAGGAGGAGAAGCGCGAGUUGCGCGUGUUCGCGGCACAGCGGAAGCGCGAGGCCCUAGGACGCGGACACGCGAGCCAGCUGGAGCGUCCGCACGGGGCCGGAUGCCGCGAGUGCGGGCGCGCGAUCGCGGCCGGCGAGAUGGCCGUGGCGGCCAGUCGGGCCGGACCGGCCGCGCUCUGGCAUCCCGCCUGCUUCGUCUGCUGCGUGUGCCGACAGUUGUUGGUCGAUCUUAUCUACUUCUGGCGGGACGGCAGGCUUUACUGCGGCCGCCACCACGCCGAGACCCUCAAGCCUCGAUGCUGCGCCUGCGACGAGAUCAUCCUCGCCGACGAGUGCACCGAGGCGGAGGGCAGAGCGUGGCACAUGCGCCACUUUGCUUGCCUCGAGUGCGAUCGACAGCUCGGCGGUCAGCGAUACGUGAUGCGGGAAGGUCGACCGUACUGUCUCAGGUGCUUCGACGCCUCCUUCGCGGAAUACUGCGACAGCUGUGGCGAACCGAUCGGCGUCGACCAGGGCCAAAUGUCGCACGAGGGUCAGCACUGGCACGCGACCGAGGCCUGCUUCUGCUGCGCCACUUGCCGCGCCUCCCUCCUGGGUCGGCCGUUCCUGCCGCGACGUGGUGCCAUUUACUGCAGCAUAGCGUGCAGCAAGGGAGAACCGCCGACGACACCGAGCGACUCCUCCGCCGGGCCGCCGCCGCCCCCGCCGUCCUUCCUCAGGAGCGGUAGAAGGCAAACGGUGGCCACAAGCGAAGGUUCGUCGAGUCCACCGCCACCGCCUCCGCUUCCUCCAGGCUCGAGGCAUACUCUCGGAUCUCCUAGAAACUCGCCUCGGAUGACCAGAAGGCAUCAACAAGUUUCUGCUUCCUUGGCGACGACACCCACUCAAAACAUCUUGAGCCCCGAGUUUGUCGCGGAAGGAAUUCCCUCCAGUGGCUCCAGGCCCAGUGGCCUCGACAGGGUAUUACUGGAGCGAAACCUCGAGAGAUUGCUACAGGAACGAGGCUCUCAUCCUGACGAAAAUCGCAGCGAGUUGGGAAGGUUGAUGCAAGCGCGGGAUCGAGAACCCCUCAGAUGCAUCCAGAAUUGCUCACCUUCCCACGCGUCGAGCAUGCCGGAACUGCCGCCACCCCCGCGGCCGUCGUCGGGAGCGUCGGUUUCGGCGUCGACAUCGACCGCCGGUGCGGCGUCCGCCGUCGUACUGGCACAGGAGUCAGCAAUGUCUCCGGUCAGUCCUGAGAUCGGAGCCAACCAGACGGAUCCGCCGACGCCGACGUCGCGACGCGUACGAUUUCAGGGCGAUCUGGAUGUCAACGAUCAUGGCGCAACGUCGCGCAUUCCUCUCUCGCCGAUGAACGACCGAAACUCGUCGUCGUCACCCUCGCCACCGCCCAUGUCGUUAUCGAGAACGAAUGUGUCUCGAUCGAGAAGUCUGCAGCCCGACGAAGUCGCCAGCACGUCUACCUGGGGGACGGCUGGCACGUCUAAGUCGAGAAUAGACGGUGAGGAUGACGAUGUCGAGAGCUGCUGUUCGACGUGCAGCUCGUCCAGCAGUUCGGACGAGGCCGCGGCCUACGCGCUGCCACCUCGACGAGCUUAUGGGGGCGUCAGAAUCUCUUACGUGCCGAACGACGCAGUGGCGUGCGCGCGGAAACGCGCGCCCGCGUCCUCAUCGUCAUCGAAUCAAGCUCAGAGGGACACCGAAAAGUGCGUCGUGUCUUGAUGACUCCUUCUUCCAUGCUUCACGAAUUUCAACGUCGUGUCAUCCUCGUGAUCAUUUGGGGAAAAAACGAGAGGAACGACACCAGAAGAAGAGUUCCUAUAAAUUUUGGACGCGCGCUUUUCAAUAUCUUCCUGUGACAUGUCUCGCACGCACGCAAAGUACGUGCACGUGACUGCGCGAACUACGUGCGUGACAACGUGAAAACAAUACUCAUUUAAUUUAUGUAAAUAUUGCGAGCUCUCUUCCGGGACGAUUGCCGCGCGCCGCCACGUUCCAGCGGACGCCCGUCCCUCUAUUUUUAAUACCCCAUUAAUGUAUUUGAUAAUAAUAACGACGACACAAAAUAAUUCUGCUUGUUCCACUGUUGCCAACAUUACCCGCUACGAAACGAAAAUACGACAAAUGCGCAGUUAUAUUGGGCUCUGUAGCCCAUGUUCUUUCUCCGCAACCGACCAUUUGCAAAAUCCAAGCUGUUUAGCGUGAGUAUAUCUUCUGAUUAUACGCUAUUAUCCUCUCGAAGAUAUAUUCGAUGUUUCAUC
Molecule: messenger RNA, 3781 nt
Organism: Formica exsecta
Lineage: Eukaryota; Metazoa; Arthropoda; Insecta; Hymenoptera; Formicidae
Product: prickle planar cell polarity protein 3-like
Exons: 8
Coding region: 951-3242 (763 amino acids)
Molecular function (GO): zinc ion binding
Source: RefSeq, a predicted model, not a curated record